This is a messenger RNA of Scomber scombrus (Atlantic mackerel), 2256 nucleotides long. RefSeq names its product RNA binding motif protein 22 (gene rbm22). Gene Ontology annotation, cellular component: U2-type catalytic step 2 spliceosome; Prp19 complex; U2-type catalytic step 1 spliceosome. The record is from RefSeq and is a predicted model, not a curated record. The transcript is spliced from 11 exons. Bases 24 to 1307 code for a protein of 427 amino acids. NCBI's taxonomy places the organism in Eukaryota, Metazoa, Chordata, Actinopteri, Scombriformes, Scombridae. Gene Ontology annotation, molecular function: metal ion binding; U6 snRNA binding; pre-mRNA binding.
UCCGGUGGCCCGUUUGGCUCAAAAUGGCGACAUCACUGGGCUCCAACACCUACAACAGACAGAACUGGGAAGACGCGGAUUUCCCAAUUCUGUGUCAGACAUGUUUAGGAGAAAACCCUUACAUCCGUAUGACCAAAGAGAAAUAUGGGAAAGAAUGCAAAAUCUGUGCUCGACCCUUUACCGUGUUCCGGUGGUGUCCAGGAACACGGAUGCGUUUCAAGAAGACAGAAGUCUGUCAGACAUGCAGUAAAAUGAAGAAUGUUUGUCAGACAUGUUUGCUUGACCUGGAGUAUGGUUUGCCCAUCCAGGUCCGAGACACUGGCCUUUCUGUUAAAGAUGAAGUUCCUAAGUCAGAUGUGAACAAGGAGUUCUACACACAGAACAUGGAGAGAGAGAUAGCCAAUUCUGAUGGCACACGGCCAGUGGGCCAGCUAGGUAAAGCUACCAGCUCUAGUGAUAUGCUGCUGAAACUGGCCCGGACAACACCAUACUACAAGAGGAACCGUCCACACAUCUGCUCUUUCUGGGUGAAGGGAGAGUGUAAGAGAGGGGAGGAGUGUCCCUACAGACACGAGAAGCCCACAGAUCCUGAUGACCCGCUUGCUGACCAAAACAUAAAGGACCGUUAUUAUGGUAUCAACGAUCCAGUAGCUGACAAGCUGCUGAAGCGAGCUUCGACCAUGCCCCGACUGGACCCACCAGAGGACAAGUCCAUCUCCACCCUCUACAUAGGGGGUCUGGGAGAUACUGUUACAGAUGGAGAUCUCAAGAGUCACUUCUACCAGUUUGGUGAGAUUCGUACCAUUACCAUAGUCCAGAGGCAGCAGUGUGCCUUCAUCCAGUUUGCCACACGGCAGUCGGCUGAAAUGGCUGCUGAGAAGUCCUUCAACAAGCUUAUCAUCAAUGGACGGAGGCUCACUGUCAAGUGGGGAAGGUCUCAGGCUGCUAGAGGAAAGGAGGGCAUAAAAGAUGGUGUUAGUGAGAUGGGUACCAGACUUGAUCCUGUACCUGGGCUGCCUGGAGCUCUACCACCACCACCAGCGCUUGAUGAAGAGGCUCCUGCAAACUACUUCAACCUGGACCCAAGCACCUCUCCUGCUGUCAUGAACAUCGCUCUGCCCCCACCUCCAGGCAUCAACCCGCCUCCUCCCGGUUUCGGUCCACCAAUGUUCCACCCCAUGGGCCCCAUGGCUCCACCUAUGCCCCCUCCCAUGAGCAUGAGACCUCCAGGUCAGAUCCACUACCCCUCCCAGGAUCCUCAGCGCAUGGGUGCCCAUGCUGCACAUGGCUCACGCCAUGGCGAUUAGCUGCCAGAGUGGAAUCGUGCUACUAUUAGGUGUUAUUCUUUUUUUUACGUCAGUCCUGGUCUGGUGCUUUCAUUUGAGAUGCUGUUGGUGAGCCUGAAGCCUGCAGACAACUUCUGGUAGAAAUACAGGAUAACAUCAGAUUUGUUGUGCCACCUGCAGUGCCGUGAAUGAACUGAUGGAGCACCAUCUGUGUCUGGAAAGAAAACCAGGAUCUUACAUGAAGACUUUGUCGCUACUUGCAGUUAUGAAAGUACUAGAACAGAACAGCAUCCAAACAGUGGACGUUAACAUGAGUACUGGCCAAUGUGAUCAGAGCCAUAUGGUUAUAAAGGGCUCCUGAUGUGGGAGCUGUUGUACAUAUGAAAAUGUAUGCUUUAGGUGAAACUUGUAUUUGUCACAUUGCUGCAAGUAUCGGGGAGGGAAAAUCUGAGGGAUUUUUAAAUCUGUUAAUUUUUCAGUGACAUUGACUUUUUUGUUCUUUUUUUUUUAUUGACACAAUCUUAAUAUUCCACAGCAUAAUGACUUAGUUUAUUGUAAAGCUUUCUUUGAUUGUUGUUUUCACUUUUCAUUAAAAUGACUAAAUUUUGUCAUCUAAGUGUACAUUAUUCAGCAGUAUUCAUGCACCUUGGUGAGGGGAGAUAAAGAAAUGUGGAGCCACAGUGUUAACAGAAAAGGGGGGGGUCUUGUCAUCGACGUGAUAAGACACUGCAAAGAGCAAAGGAAGGAUAGGCAGGACUUAUUGGCCUGUGGCGGUAUUGUCCUGCCUGGACUCGACUGGUAAUGAACUGUUGAUUCCAUUAGCCUGAGUUUGCCUCAGCUGGCUAAACCACUCAGCAGUAGCAAACCACUUGCAAUAUCAUGCAGGAGUGUUUUUUUUCCCCCUCUCUUCUGCUGAAUCCACAAAUAAACAGGGAUCUGUGUAGGAGGCGAGGAGCAAGCAAAUGUCAGU